AUGUCAAGUGAUUUAGACUUGGAGAUUCAAUCGAAUUUUGUUUCAUUAUUUGAAAAUUACGAGCGGUUGGGGACUUUGGAUAUAAAAACCAAAGCAGAUGUUGAGAAGGCAUUAAAAAGUCCUCCUAGUUAAAUAAUAUAGUCAGAUAGUCCGCUGGAUUAGGAGAUUGGUUCUGCAUUAAGACUUAAACAACGAGAUAUUAAGGCAGUUUAGAAGGAAUCAAAAUUUUGUCGUUAACGAGAUGCUUCUAUUAAUAAAAAUACAAGUUAGUUGAAUAUUUCAAAGGAAUCAAUAGAGAGAAAGGGUAUUUUAAAGAACAGAGAUUCGUUUAAUAGUUCGAGUUCUGAUGAAAAAAUAACUCCAAAACAUGUGAAAUUUAGUUCUGAAUCUUCUAAAUUUGUACACAUGGCCUUAAAAUGA
Messenger RNA from Paramecium octaurelia, 420 nucleotides. The record is from the annotation of a GenBank genome assembly. NCBI's taxonomy places the organism in Eukaryota, Ciliophora, Oligohymenophorea, Peniculida, Parameciidae.